This is a messenger RNA of Penicillium robsamsonii, 1248 nucleotides long. RefSeq names its product phosphatidyl synthase. Lineage: Eukaryota; Fungi; Ascomycota; Eurotiomycetes; Eurotiales; Aspergillaceae. Gene Ontology annotation, biological process: glycerophospholipid biosynthetic process. The record is from RefSeq and is a predicted model, not a curated record. The transcript is spliced from 2 exons. The coding region runs from base 1 to 1248 and encodes 415 amino acids. Gene Ontology annotation, cellular component: mitochondrion.
AUGGCCCCAAAUAAUAAUGGAUUCGAACUCCAAAGAGUCCGACUCGAACUGGACACCGCUCGGGCCGAUCUUUAUGGCCCUAAUCUCAUUGUCCCUAAGGACGCGGUGCCUUCUACAUCUGACCAUCUCUUCAACUCCAAUAUGGCCAAGCCCGAAGAAGUCUCAUCAACGGAUACCUCACCAAUCAACACACCUAUGCCACACCCUCCUCAGGUCACAUGUGAUGAUUUUGCACUAGCUUUCGACAUUGAUGGCGUUCUCAUCAAGGGUGGCGAGCCCAUUCCUGCGGCCGUUGAAGCCAUGAAGUAUAUCAACGGUGAAAACGAAUAUGGGUGCAAAGUUCCUUAUAUUUUCUUGACCAACGGCGGCGGCAAGACAGAGAAAGAGCGAUGCCUCGAUCUCAGCAGGCAACUCGAUCUGGACGUCGACCCUGGCCAGUUCAUCUGUGGCCACACACCCAUGCGCGAAAUGGCAGAGCGAUACCACACCGUCCUAGUGGUUGGUGGCGAGGGUGAGAAAUGCCGCGUUGUGGCUGAAGGAUACGGAUUCAAGGAUGUCAUCACACCCGGAGAUAUCAUCAAGACGAGACACGAUACUACGCCGUUCCGAACGUUGACGGAUGAGGAGCACAGUAAUUCCCGACUGCUCGAUCUAGACAAGGUCCGCAUCGAAGCGAUCUUCGUCUUUGCAGAUAGUCGCGACUGGGCCGGCGACCAGCAAAUCAUUUUGGACUGCCUCAUGACCAAAGACGGCUGGUUGAAUACACGGUCGGAGACCUUUACCGAAGGCCCACCAGUUUUCUUCUCGCACACUGAUGUGGUUUGGUCAACAUCGCAUGAACAUUCACGCCUUGGAAUGGGAGCGCUACGCGCUUCCCUCGAGGCCGUUUACACGGUUCUCACAGGCAAAGACCUGAACACUAUCGCCUUCGGCAAGCCGCAAAUCGGAACCUAUGAAUUUGCCACCCGGCUGUUGCAAAAGUGGCGAAAGGACUCGUGUGGAAUCGACAAGUCUCCGUCUACCGUGUAUUUCAUUGGUGAUACUCCCGAGUCUGACAUCCGUGGCACAAAUGAAUUCAACAAGACCGCGGAAAAUGACUGGUUCUCGAUUUUGGUCAAGACUGGAGUCUACCAGGAUGGUGCUGUCCCACGCUAUCCCCCCAGGAAGACAUGCGAUAAUGUUUUUGAUGCCGUCAAAUUUGCUAUUGAGCGCGAGCGCCGAAAGACUUCCAAGGACACAACUGUUUGA